CAUCAGGGACUGAAGUGUUGCUACAAGGACAACGGACUUCAAUCAAAGUCUGUCGAUCUCAGGACCACGGACAUGCAUUAGCUAAAGUUAUGUCCCUUGACCGGAAGUGUUGCUAUGACGUGUUUCAACGGGAGGUAAUUCCCAUAACCUGAAGAGCGGAAGGAAGAGGCAGACGACUGGAGAGAACAACGUAUGGCACUUGCUUGUGCAACAUACAUUUUAUUUUCUAGUCGUGAAGCAAUACUAACCACAGCUUCAUAUUUAGUUGGAUUUUGAGAGUCGUUCCUGUCAUAUACCGCGCAGAUCAAGUUUCGGGAACUAAAGGCUUUGACUGAACAAUGGCACAAGUGCUUUCCAAGAAACUGGUAUACAAGCAGUCCAGCAACUAUUCUAGCUGCCUGUUAUCAGAAGUGAACACAGCACAGCAGAUGCUAGCAGGACUGAUGAUAGCAUCAUGUAAUCCUACUGCUGACGACAUUCUACUGGAGGAGAAAGACAGACCAGAAUCUUUGGAUACAGAAAGUCCAGAAAGUGAAGAUCCCAGUCGCAGACAACAUGUUAUAUCAACACGCAUGUCAUGCAGUUACUGUUCGAGCAUUUUCUCCUCACGAAAUGAGCAGAAAUCCCAUUUCAAGUGUGAUUGGCAUCGUUACAACUUGAAACAGCAUUUGAGAGGAAGGAAGCCAAUCAGUGAAGAAGCUUUUGAAGAAAUGACAAGCGAUGUGUCAAGUAUAUCAGGUUCUGAAGACAGCUCAGAAUCGUCUAAAGAGAGUGGUGAUGAGGCAGUUACUUCUUCAGCAGUCCCUGUUAACCUGAAAAAGUUUACUUGUGACAAUUCAGACAGUGAGAGGGAAAGCAAAACUCAGGAAAACAGCAGCCUGGCAACCACCAGAAAGAUGCCUAAGCUGUUCAUGAAGAACAGCAAGGGACAACUUAUCUCCAUCUACCACUGCGUGCUUUAUCACAAAAAGAACCCACCAAGCACAGUGGCUGGGCUACUUAAAAUGGCACUUGAUGCAGUCACAUACUCACGUGUGGCUGUCAUAAUGUUGGCAGGAGGUCACUUUGCUGCAGCAGUUUUUGAUGGGAGCCAGGCAGUUAUGCACAAAACAUUCCAUCGAUAUGUAGUGCGAGCCAAACGGGGUACAGUUCAAAGUGUUCGUGAUAAUCAGGGAAGUGCCCCAAAGUCAGCAGGAGCUAGCCUGCGGCGGUACAAUGAAGCAGCUCUUGCACAGGAAAUCCAAGAACUCUUAAACUCUUGGUCCACCUUCUUGGGGGCUUGUCAUCUGAUCUUCCUGAAAGCUUCCACAUACAGUCGCCAUAUUUUCUUUGGUGGCAAGUCUCCUGCAUUGAGCAAAAGUGACCUGCGCAUUCGAACCAUUCCCUUCGCUACUGGCCGACCAACACACAAUGAGCUGAAAAGAGUUCACCACAUGCUUAUGUCUGUUGAAUGCUAUGGUGCAGAGGAUGAAAUAAAGGGUUUUCUGCCAAAAUCACCAUCUCGAUUUAUCAAUCCUGACAAUGGAUUGCUCGAAGCACGGCCCAUGUUGACACAAAAGCCUAGCUUUUCUCGCAAGAAGAAAUUAGAAGUGGCCACAGAGAAACCAAUCUCCAGUUCAGAUAAAGAACUUAAACAAACAGAAGACACUGGAAAUGAAGAUGAAGAGGAAUCUGCCACUGAGGUUGAGCUGGUUGAAAAAGUCAUGGAGAUGAACACUCAACAUCUUAUAGAGUUCGACAUCUGGGAUGGGAAACAGAACAAGAAAAACAAGAAGAAGAAGAAGAAAAAGGAAGUACCGAAAUCAUCCCAAGCUCCUUGUGAUAACCUGAGAAGCAGCAAAGCUGAGACAGACAAUGAAAGCCCUGAAUUACAGAAUAAACUGUAUACUGCCUGCAAGUCUGGGAACCAUGAACAGUUGGUACAGUUGUUGCAACAGCUUUAUCUUUUGGACAGAUCUCCAAAUAUUAAUUCUCAGUCAGAUCUGGGAAAGCAGAAAGAACUGGAGGAAAGAAGGAUUUCUACUGGCCAGAUUCUGGGAAGUGUUUCUGUUUCUUCUGGUGACCAAGUUCAAGAAAAUGUUCCUCCAUCUGAGGUCUCAGAUUUUAACCACAGCAAGGGUGGAGAUGGACAUUUGGUGGACUCACAGAAUGGUGAUUCAAGUGUGAAGAACAUGUUAUGUGGUGAAAAGACACCUAACAUCAGGAGAGAAGACAAGGUGGCUGCGCUAGAUGAGCUUUGUUUGUCCUCACAGUCUGAUCAACAACAAACAAAUGAUGGCAAUGGGAAGCAUGCAAGGUGUACAAGAUCUCUCACAAGAACUUUACAUCUUCUGAAUGGGAGAAUAGGAGGCCGCAAUUCUACCCUCCUGCACAUUGCCUCAGCAGCAGGACAUGCAGAGGUUGUGCAAACUCUACUUGAAACAGGCUGUGACCCUGUCAUCAAGGAUUCUGCAGGAAAAACUGCUUACUCCUUGGCAGAGAGCAAAGAAGUCAGAAAUGUCUUUCGUCGUUUUCGGGGAAAUCAUCCAGACCGGUAUAACUAUGAAGCUGCACAGAUUCCCAUUGCACUGACAACAGAUAUGGAAAUGGAGAGGAAACGGAAAGAAACCGAGAAAAAGAAAAUGCAAAAAAAAGCCAAACAGGAGCGCCUCAAGGAAAGAAAAGCAGAGGAAGCAAAGGCAGCAACCGAGCAGAAGGAGAAAGAGAGGUAUCUGGCACUCUCCGACAGAGAAAAGCGAGCUUUAGCAGCAGAAAGACGUUUACUUCAGCAAAGCGCUACUUCUGGGGCUGCUUCCCCUGUUCUCAGCCGGUGUUUUCAGUGUGGGACAGACAUCACUGGCAAAGUGCCCUUUGAAUACUGUGACUUUAAGUUUUGCACACCAAAAUGCCUGAAAGAUCACAGAGUAAACCAUUCAAAAUAAAUGUCAUCUUGUGAUCGACAUCUGC
Messenger RNA from Pomacea canaliculata, 2946 nucleotides. RefSeq names its product ankyrin repeat and zinc finger domain-containing protein 1-like. Gene Ontology annotation, molecular function: protein binding. The record is from RefSeq and is a predicted model, not a curated record. NCBI's taxonomy places the organism in Eukaryota, Metazoa, Mollusca, Gastropoda, Architaenioglossa, Ampullariidae.